AUGGCCAACCCUCUGAACAGUUUCGACCUCGACUAUGGCGCCGCCCGCGAUGACGCCCAGGAUCCACGGGAUGAGGUGGCGACCCACCUUCAGUCGUCCCUUUCCUCGAACGAGCCGUCCUUGAUGGGCUUCGCCAACAGUGUCGGGAACUACCCUUUCGGUGCUACGCUCCACCAGGACAGUGAUCUGGCCCUUCAGAGCUUCGACCAGACCCCAAGAGCCCAGGGAGAGCUGGAAGGCCGCCUCUCAAAUGUCAUGUUGGCCUAUGAUGUGCCCACGACGGGCGUGUCCAUGUCCAUGCCCGUCGACGCCGGGGGCGCGUUCGCCUAUGAUAUCCCGACCACCUAUCCCGCAAACUCGAUGGGACUCGUCCCGCCGACGGACCAUGGACAGCUUUAUCCGACCUACUCUCCCUUCCACCAGUCCAUUCCACAAGGCGGCCAAUAUCUACAACAACAACACCAACAACAACAACCGCCAUCAUCCCUUGGAGGGCCACCACCUCGGCCCCAGCCACAGGGAGGCCCUUACGACGGCAGCAACAACAGCAGCAAUACCGCCGCAAAUUCCACGGGGAGCUUCGAGGACUCCGACUUCUCACGGGCCAGCGACCGGUCGCAGCAGGUGCCUAUACAGCAACCGCCCCACGAGCGCCAGCAGUUCCCUCGGUACGGACCAGCGCAGUCUGCGGCCCCGUAUCGUCCAUCGCAGCCGGUGGCCAUCCAGCCUAAGAAGCCCGUUGCCGCUGCCAGAGAGCAUCCCUCGCCGGGACUGUCGACACCGGAUGCGUCUAGCUCGCAGCAUACCGGCAUCUACUCAAGUAGUGGAUUUGACAUUCUAGGUGUUCUCAGCCGAGUGGCCCUGCGGCCCAAACCCAAGAUUAACAUUGGCGCUGUCGACUUGUCUUGUGCCUUUGUGCUGUGUGAUAUUACGCGGGAAGACCAUCCGAUUGUCUACGUCUCGGAGGCAUUCGAGCGUCUAACUGGCUAUACUAAAGCCGAGAUUGUCGGCCGCAAUUGUCGAUUUCUUCAAGGUCCGGAUGGCCAGGUUGAUGCCGGCGCAAAGCGCUCCUUUGUCGACGGGCAGACUGUGUACCGUCUGCGGUCGACCAUUCAUGAUCGCACUGAGAUCCAGGCCAGUAUCAUCAACUACCGCAAGGGUGGGCAGCCGUUCAUGAACCUCAUUACGAUGAUCCCCAUCCGGUGGGAUUCGGAGGAUUAUCGAUUUUAUGUCGGCUUCCAGGUUGAUCUGGUUGAGAAGCCCGAUGCCGUCCAGGCGAGGAACCCUGAUGGUACAUAUACCAUCAACUAUCAACGCGACCAACUACCUCAGUAUGUGGUGCCGCCCGCCGAGGCGUACAGGCUCCGACCCGAUCUUGCCACACAGUUCGGUCACGACGAAGUUACGGCUAUUCUCAACGCUGUGGGUGUUCCGGGGCCUAGUGUGUCACAGCACUACCUAGAUCGCAUCUUAGUUGAAAAUACCGACGACGUGAUCCAUGUGCUCUCAUUCAAUGGUGAAUUCCUCUACUUAUCACCGUCUUGUAAACGGAUCUUGGAGUAUGAUCCAGUUGAACUGGUGAACAAGACGCUAUCGACGAUCUGCCAUCCCAGCGACAUCGGUCCUGUGAUUCGUGAUCUGCGAGCCAGCACGACCCCAGCCCCGGUCAGUGUUGUUUACCGGAUUCGUCAAAAGUACAAGGGGUAUAUGUGGUUUGAAAGCCAUGGUGCAUGGCACAUUGACCCGAACCAGGGCCGGAAGUAUCUUGUGAUGACUGGCCGUCCACGACCCGUGUACGCCCUAGACCAGAUCGCCCAGCUCGGGUCCAAGGCCGCACUGGCCGAGAACGACAUUUGGGCCAAGGUCUCCCUGUCCGGCGUCAUUCUGUUUGUUACUUCCAAGGUGAAGCCAGUCCUCGGACGCUCACCGGAUGACCUGAUCGGCAAGGGCAUGCACGAGCUGAUGGAGCCCGAGUCCGAUCCCAGCGCCAUAUUCGACGCCCUCGACGCAGCAGCCAACGGCCGGGGCCAUAACGACGGCGAACCACCUUCAUUCCACCACCAGAUGCGCCACAAAAAGGGCCACUCGCUCUCCGCCCACACAACCCUCUACUGCGGCGACACGCAAAACUCCCGACCCUCCUUUCUCGUCGCCCAGAUCCGCUUCGCGCGCGCAUUCCCGCCCUCCACCUCCGCCACUGCCGCCGCCGAAGACGAAGAGCUCGCCAACGUCCCCAGCACCUCCAAAUCCAUCACUCUAACAACCGCCGACCCCAACCCAUCCCGUCAAUACGGUGCCCUCGGCCAGCACAUGCCCGACUUCUCCACUCUCAUCGGCCUCAACGGCCUGCCCACUGGCAACCGCAGCAUCUCGCCCUCCAACGCCCCGGCCACCUUCUUCACCGAGCUGAACCCCACCCGCGGCUCCAGCUGGCAGAUCGAGCUGCGCGAGCUAGAAAAGCAGAAUCGCACGCUGGCGGAUGAGUUGCAGCGUCUGCUGGCGCGCCGGAAGAAACGUAAGCGCAAGCAGAGCGCCAUCUCAGUUGAGAAGGCGUGUGCCAUGUGCGGCACGAAAAAUACGCCUGAGUGGCGCCGCGGUCCGAGCGGGAACCGCGAUCUAUGUAACAGUUGUGGACUCCGCUGGGCGAAGCAGGUGCGCAGCCAAGCGCAGGCUGCCGCGUCAGGAAGUGGUGCUGUGCCUGCUGGGGGUGGAGAUGGAACUGCGGUACAGGAUUGA
Penicillium canariense is the source of this 2736-nucleotide messenger RNA. RefSeq lists its product as uncharacterized. Gene Ontology annotation, molecular function: zinc ion binding; sequence-specific DNA binding; protein binding. Bases 1 to 2736 code for a protein of 911 amino acids. Gene Ontology annotation, cellular component: nucleus. Gene Ontology annotation, biological process: regulation of DNA-templated transcription. NCBI's taxonomy places the organism in Eukaryota, Fungi, Ascomycota, Eurotiomycetes, Eurotiales, Aspergillaceae. The record is from RefSeq and is a predicted model, not a curated record. The transcript has 4 exons.